Pangasianodon hypophthalmus (striped catfish) is the source of this 2813-nucleotide messenger RNA. RefSeq names its product rho-related GTP-binding protein RhoU. Bases 1027 to 1782 code for a protein of 251 amino acids. Gene Ontology annotation, biological process: small GTPase-mediated signal transduction. The record is from RefSeq and is a predicted model, not a curated record. Gene Ontology annotation, molecular function: GTPase activity; GTP binding. NCBI's taxonomy places the organism in Eukaryota, Metazoa, Chordata, Actinopteri, Siluriformes, Pangasiidae. The transcript has 3 exons.
GUCGUGACCCUCCCCAAUUUUAUCCGGGCUUGGGACUGGCACUGAGAACACACUGUUACACGCAACCCCAGUGGCUGGGAAUCGAACCCAGGCCGCAGCAGUUAGAGCGCUGUGGCUCUCCACUAACUACUACUCCUCCAGGGACCCAUGACAUAUAUGAAGUCAUAUAUUUAUACAAGUUUUUCUUCCAUUUUUGUGAAUAUGGAAACUAAUCCCAGGUAGGAAAUAAAGGUGUGAGAGGGGAACUGAAGAAACAUCGGACCACAUGCGCCAAAGAAUUGGUCCGAGGUAUCAAGUGAGCCAACUGUUUGUAUUUGUCGCUUUAAUGUCAUACCUAAUUUGCAUAGAUUUGAAGAAUUUAAAUGUCACUUGUCGCUGAAAUUGUGGCUCUAUGUCAGACACAUAGUAAAAAAAAAUCAUGUUGACGUGCCAUUUUGUUGCUUUAUAGUGUGAAUGAAAGAUUAAGCUAUUUAAGAUCACAGGAGGGCAUGUGGGCGUUUCCAAAUUUGCAUAUUCAUGUAUAUUCAUAGUUCCUGGACAUUUUUAAUGAGGGUAAAGGUGCCCAGGUCUAUUUAUUGUACUUCUCUGGCAUUUGGAACAUAGCCCAAUAAACUGUUUAUUAGUCUACAUCGAUUAUUUUUAUUGGUUCAGAAUGACAUGUUUAGAGUUACUUUAAAAAAGUUAAUAAAAAAGUGAAGAUAAAUCUCAGCUGUGAAGUCGGAGCUCAGCCUAUAAACCCCAGCAGCCAGUGUGGAGACGAGGCUUUGCUCUGGUCCCCACGUGGCGCGUCAUUAAUCCCCGUCACGCACGUGGAGCCAGCAGAUGCGGAAGUGUGUCAAUCAGCUGCAGCCUCGCGCGCAGACGUGACUCCGUAACCACGGUACGGCAGGUGCGUCUCGCGCGCAGUUUCAUAUAAGAAGCAAAAACGUUUAAAUCUUUCUAAAACAGAUUUUAAAAACAAAAACAGCUUGACAUCAAAGAAGGCGACAUUUAAUAUCACAUGCUUGUCGUAUGCAUGAAUGAGAAAUGCCAUCUCAGGGCGAAUUACCGGAUAACUCCGCGCGCGCGCCCCCGGUUCCACCGAGAGCGUCACUGGACCGCACGCGCCUCCGCUCCGUUUCCACACCGGAAACUGCAGUGAAGUGUGUACUUGUAGGGGACGGAGGUGUAGGGAAGACCAGCCUGAUAGUGAGCUACACCACGAACGGAUACCCGGCUGAGCACGUGCCCACCGCCUUCGACAACUUUACAGUGAGGGUGGAUGUGGAUGGAAGACCGGUGCAGCUUCAGCUCUGUGACAUGGCCGGACAGGACGAUCUCGAGUGUCUGCGCCCGUUCUGUUACCAUGACGCUGAUGUUUUCCUGCUCUGCUACAGUAUCGUCACCCCCUCCUCUUUCCAGAGUGUGAGGGAGCGCUGGGCUCCUGAAGUGCGCCGCUUGUGCCCGGUGGCCCCCAUGGUCCUGGUGGGGACGCAGUCUGACCUGCGAGAGGACGUUGAGGUCCUCAUCCGGCUGGCGCGGCAGCGAGAACGGCCGGUGAGUGUAGAUGAAGCGAGGCUGGUCACCCGCAGCCUGGGGGUCACUUCGUUCGCCGAGUGCUCAGCUUUAACGCAGAAGAAUCUGAAGGCGGUCUUUGACACGGCCAUCAUGGUCAGUUUAGAGCACAAAGAGGAGCUGAAAGGGCUGGGGCUGAGGCAGAGGCGGAGGCUGAGGGAGAAAACACCCGAUAAGAUCAGACAACUCUCAGACACCUGGUGGAGGAAGCUCAGCUGUUUCAUGUGAGGACUUUGUCAAAGGUUUUAUCCAUCUCUUCAGCCUCACUCUAUCCUGUUCACUACAGGAUGACCAUAGAGCAGAUAUUAUUUGGGUGGUAGUGCAUUCUCAGUACAGCAACGACACUGACAUAGCAAGUGUGUGUAAUGCAGGUACAAGUGUAGCAGGUUGUUGUUGAGGCUUUAGAACACUGUUAAACAUUUUUUACUGCACCUUAAUACACACACUUACCUUGUUGCCCAUCUUGUCAGUAUUCAAUUAGAAACCAAAGUUCAUCUUUUUCCAUGCAGAGUGUGUGUGAAUCAUCCUCAAACCUUCACAGGUGUCAGUUUCUGACCACAGCAUGGCUGUCAGCUGGAGACUGACACCAGAAGUGACACUGAGGUGUUUAAAAAUAGCAGGAAAGUGUAGACUCAGCAGAACUCUCCAAUUUGUGGUGGACAUGGUGAACUUGCAGGAGGACACAAACCAUCAAAUAUUACUUCAGCUAAAAGUGGCUAAAAUAAAUAAAUAUAUAUAUCAGGAGUCCAAAGUCAAGGUGUGGCAGCAGGCAAUAUGAACAAAAUAAGAACACUGUGAUUUCCUGUGUUUAUAAUCUAUGAUACUUCAUACAGGUGUGUAAAGUGGUUCCUGCGUAAAUCUGCUGAAGAUACAUAUUUUCCUCAGUCCUGUGAUUUAAUAUAACAGGAUUAUUUACAUAAAUGAUUGACUGUGUAUCACUGAAGAAGGCCUAAAGCUGAAACAUUUGUGGCAGCAGGUAAUAUAGUAAAAAAGAAUCCAUGUUGUUUGAUAUGAAAUAUUAUGACCAACUGCUUUCAUGCUUUUUUGCUACAUUAUUUUAAUUAUUUAUUUUAUUUAUGAGAAAAAUGAACUGCUUUUACAAUGAGACGGUCCUGGAUACGGUGCUUGUAAACGUUGUUGAUGCACUUAAGCAGAUUUUACUCUCUGUUUGAAUGAAGACGUGUUAUUUACAUGAUGUCUUUUUUGAUCCCUAUUUUAUUAUGUAAUAAAAUACAAACCAAACCACUGGCUCCAGAAUC